Molecule: messenger RNA, 743 nt
Organism: Austrofundulus limnaeus
Lineage: Eukaryota; Metazoa; Chordata; Actinopteri; Cyprinodontiformes; Rivulidae
Product: cornifelin homolog B
Exons: 3
Coding region: 33-395 (120 amino acids)
Source: RefSeq, a predicted model, not a curated record
UUUUUUUAGUUUUAACAAAGGUUCCGAGAACAAUGACAACAAAAUGGAACUCCGGACUCUUCAGCUGUUGUGAUGACAUGCUUUCCUGCUGCUAUGGUUUCUGGUGCUGCCCCUGCCUCGCCUGCAGCGUUGCAGGAGACUUUAAAGAAAACCGCUGCCUUCCUUUGUGUGACAUAUGCAGUCCUGCUCUCAUGUCAGCCUUUGGGAUACCUUUGUGUGUGCCUCCUGCAGGCUUAGCUUUGAGGGUCGCCAUUCGAAAUCGAUAUGGAAUACAGGGUUCACUCUGUAAGGAUAUUGCCACUUCCUGCAUCUGUGUGUGGUGCAACUGGUGCCAAAUGCACCGAGAACUAAGAUAUCAAAGUGGCCAUGCACCCGUCAACCUUCAGCCGCGAUAAAGAGAAGCUGUAAUUUCCCUUUUACCUUCCUUUUUUUUGUGGUUUAUGGUGACAUUUUGUCUUUUUUAUUAUUAUGGUACUGUUUAACAAACACCUACGACUACAACUUGAUUAAGACCUUAUUUUAUUAAGUAGCUUUUAGGUUUGUUAUGGAUCAUAUUUCUGAAUUUUGUUUUGUUAAUAUCCAAACAUGCUUGGUUUAUAUUUAAUCUCUGUAAUCCCAUGACAAAGAUGGUUAUGUUUUACAUCACUUCCAAUGUGCAUUAAGUGUUUGUAUGUUUUCAGAAAUGAUUUAAUGUAAAAUUGAACAAAAUAAAAGUAAUAAAGGAUGUUCAUGUGUGAAUGUAA